Molecule: messenger RNA, 959 nt
Organism: Scylla paramamosain (green mud crab)
Lineage: Eukaryota; Metazoa; Arthropoda; Malacostraca; Decapoda; Portunidae
Product: apolipoprotein D-like
Exons: 7
Coding region: 278-898 (206 amino acids)
Biological process (GO): response to reactive oxygen species; lipid metabolic process
Cellular component (GO): cytoplasm
Molecular function (GO): pigment binding
Source: RefSeq, a predicted model, not a curated record
AUGCGACUCAGCCAGCCUGUCAGUGUCGUCGUGUGUGUUGUGAGGUGGGCUCUUGCGUUGCAUCCUGUGUUUUCCGGUGUCUGUAUUCGUAGUUGUGCCCUUACAAAGAGCAGACAACUACGUACAAGGGGACGGCUACGAACACGACACCGGAACGUUUAUUUGUGGUCAGAGGAAAGCAGAACUGCCGAAGUCGUACCCGAAGCCUGACCCUGAGUGUCCCACAGGUAUGUUGAUCAGACUUGCUCGUUGGAAGAGGAACUGAUCUCCAUCCAGGAUGUUGUGUUUGAAGACGCCCAUUUUCAUGUUACUGAUAAGCUUCGUCUCAAGUCAGCCGCCUCAGGACGUGCUGCCCUUCACGCCAAGGCCUCCAGCUACCGGUCCCUGUCCUGUGGUGCCUGUUGUCCAGAAUUUUAACCUGCACAGGUAUUUGGGUCGGUGGUAUGAGAUCGAACGUUUCUUCGCCCCGUUCCAAACCGGCGAUUGCGUAACUGCUGAUUACGGCCUGCUGCCUAAUGGCUCGGUGUCAGUCAUCAACACAGAGGUUGUGGAGGGUGAACUAAACUCAGUGAUGGGAUUCGCCACCUUGGGACCUAACCCUGCAGAGGGAAGGCUGGUGGUUACCUUCCCAUUCUCGUCUGGAGGUUCAUUCUCUGUGGAUGGGGAACCAAAUUAUACGGUGGUAGCCACGGAUUACGACAAUUACGCUCUUGUUUACUCCUGCUCUUCCUUUGGUGCUGGAAACAAAAUCGAAUUUUCCUGGAUUCUGUCGAGGAUGCCCAAUUUACCGCCACAGUUCGUAUCUGAACUGAAGAAAUGGGCAACUUUAGUGAACAUAGACGCUGCUCGUUACUCGCCCCUCAAGCAAGACUACACCUGUCCCCGUCGUCAAAUAUAACUUUUUUGUUUAUUUCGAAAUGUUGUAGUUUAUUGAAUUAUAUCUUUUAUAUAUGAGUUUU